Messenger RNA from Camellia sinensis, 948 nucleotides. Lineage: Eukaryota; Viridiplantae; Streptophyta; Magnoliopsida; Ericales; Theaceae. The record is from RefSeq and is a predicted model, not a curated record.
UUGGGCUCCAUUGCCAGCUGGGAUUUGGAAGCGAUUUACCGGUGCGGAGGAGACUGCCCGCUUCAGGCUUCUAUUAGAGGGCCCUGUCUGUCGGGCCUGGUACCUAGGUGAGCACUUCUUGCGCCAGACCUUGGGUUUAUCAGAGCAGAUAGUUCCAGCUUCGCCCCCUGAGCAUGUGAGGGACACCGAGAGGUUCACUCCCGAGCAGAUGGCUGAUUAUACGAUCGGUUGGGAUUUGAUGCAUUAUAGAGGCAUAGGCGACUACACAGAGUACGUCCGUACGUAUAUCAUGCGGCCCUUGAGCAGUGGUUGUCGAGUUGAGAGAGAGAGACCGGCGGCGCCAGCGGCUGGAGCAGGGGUAGGGAUAUCGAGGAUGGCUCGAGUCCGUGGCAGGAGUGGAGCUCGGAGACGACGGGGGGCCAGUUGGCCAGCACUACCCACGACGAUAACAUGCAGAGGGCGGGGUGGGGCGACUUACCAGAUCCCCAUCUCUCCUCCUCCGGCUGAUCAUGAGUUAGUCGGUUUCUAUGACUUGCCUCUGGCUUCCUCCGAGUACACUCGCCAGUCCCUGGAGUUGACUGCUUCGGUGAUGGGGAUAUUCCAACAGAGCCUCGAUCUUUUGGCCAUGUACAGUAUCCUGCAUCCAUUUCUGAUUCCCGCUGCAGGAGGUGCUGCAGCCGGACCUUCGGUUCCUACCCAAGGAGGAGGAGAUUGCAGAGUAUACCCCCGCACCAAGGCGGGGCGCACUCAUGUUGGGAGUAGCUCUCGGGCACCAGUUCCAGAUGACAAUGAGUCCGAGGCGGAGGCGGAGGCAGAGUCAUCUAAGGAGGAGACCAGAGAUGGCACUGACUCGGGCUCAGAUGACGGCGCUGAUGAUGAUGCUCCUAGACCUUUGUCCAGGAAGAGGACGAGGACGGACCUCUAGGCCUAAGACCAUUUGACAUUGAU